AUGAAAUGUAGUUUUGGGUAUCUGAAGGUUGCAGUAUGUGCGUUGGUUUCGAUAAAUUACAUAUUUCCAAUAGAAGGUUGCAUACUGGACGUCAGUCAGACGGCGUUCCCACCACAUGUAGAUAUUUUCGAGGGUAAAUUUGGCAGAGGUGGCAUAUAUAGGAUGUUCCAUUCAAAAUGUUCAACAAUCCGAUUGGUUACAUACGGAGAUCGUAUUUUGAGUAUUUUAAAACAUCGCAACGCCGUUGUAAGAGAUGUAUAUGUACAAGUCUACACGAUUGAUAAUCAUACAAUUAUUUCAAUAACUCGUGUUUUGGGGGAUAAUAAUCGCACCUAUACAUCUUUUCAUGAGGUCAUCGGUACUACGGUGAAGUUUUCAUCCCGUAGAGUGAAAGAGAGUAUUGUAACAAGCCCUAUAUCACUGCGACUAGAUAUCGAUACGGAUAAGGUACACCCGUUCAUAGCUACCAUAUGUGGAUGCGCGGAACAUAGGUUUAAAACGUGGUCCGUUUUACCAUCGCAUAAGAAUUACCUCGACGAAGGGACGAUUGCCCGCUUGCGAAAUGGCUCGGGCGUGUUUGUCAUAUCCCCUGUUAUCAAUAUAGAUAAACAAUUCCGCAAUCGCUACAGUCCGCCAACAUCACUCAGUUCAUUUAGCAAUGAGGUCCGAGUUUCACCAACGGGCGAAACCGUAACGAUAUGGAUCAAAUAUAUGAACGCAUUAAAGCCAUUCUUGAUCCUAAUACCUCCAGUUGAGAUGGGUAUAUUCAAACCAGCAAACAUAUUUCGGAACCCGUACGUUUUUGCAGCGCAGUGUCCCCAUGGCGAUCUGUCAAGACCUGUUGGCGUAACUAUAGACAUUUCUAGUAAGGAGAGCGAUGUAGAACACCUGGUAGUUUUGGCUGACCUGAGAAGGGGAUGUUGGUUGUAUACUCAGUAUAGCCUCGUACCUUUACUGGAACAAAGCCUCGUAUCAGUUACGGUUAUGAAUUCGGAGAACUACCAAAUAUACAAAGUAACACCCGACUCGAUCGUUACCCAUGUAGAAGUGUUCAAUCACGUCAAACACGGGUGGCAAUACGUUGUAGUAAAUAUUAAAAAACUGGAGGGACAUGAUGCACUGGAUAUACAAAAAGUUUAUAAACGUAUAGACGUUGACGGCGGACUGGCUUACUUUGACCUUGACAACUUCUGGUCAGAACCAUAUCUAGACAUGCUAUACAAUAUCGACACUCUAGACACGUGUAAUGACUACAAUGGAACACGUGAUAUCCUGCAGGAGGCCUUUCAGCCAAUAGGCGUUCCUAACUGA
This is a messenger RNA of Babesia sp. Xinjiang, 1311 nucleotides long. RefSeq lists its product as uncharacterized. The transcript has a single exon. Lineage: Eukaryota; Apicomplexa; Aconoidasida; Piroplasmida; Babesiidae. The coding region runs from base 1 to 1311 and encodes 436 amino acids. The record is from RefSeq and is a predicted model, not a curated record.